AUGAGUCUUGCUAUUCCUCUCCCUAGCCACGGCUACAUGGUUGAGACCCACCCUUAUGCCGCUCCCCUUUCUUCCUCUGCUUCCUCUUCCACCUCGUCAGUAUUCUCAGACGCUGCGUCACAAGCGUCCAGCGCAAGCUCCACAUCGUCUCACUCAAACUGGGACUCAGAAGAAUGGAGUCGCAACCAAGUAGCACCGCCGACCUCGGUCGACCCUGCAACCUUGUCAGCUUUCCAGCCCAUCAGCCGAGUUAGCACAUAUCCUCAGUAUCAAUCUGCAGUAUGCCGGGAGCCUGCACAGGAGAGGUUACCUUCCCUGCGCACCGAGCUUCUGGCCCCACUGGAGCAACGACAGAAUCCUCGUCGAUCGUCGGCAGCUGUAAACCAAAAGGCCCCACCCCAAUUGGUACGGCAAUCCGAUCGAAAGGUCAACUUCGUCGAUUGCCUCGUCGAUUCUGCCACCCAGAUGGUUGAGGUUAUCUGGCAACUUUCUGAGCCCAAGAGCCGCUGUGAGAAUGCCUCUGGACGCGGAGUACUUCCCCUCCGCAUGUUCAUUCAGGAGACACUUCGUCGCUCUCGCACAAGCUACUCUACGCUCCAAGUUGCCUUGUACUACUUGAUCCUGAUUAAGCCUCAUCUGCCUAAGCAUGACUUCACCAUGUCCCAGCCUGAAGAUGCAUCCCUUCGUGCGCUGCAGUGUGGUCGUCGCAUGUUCCUUGCUGCGCUCAUUCUCGCCUCAAAGUAUCUGCAGGACCGCAACUACUCGGCUCGCGCAUGGAGUAAGAUUUCUGGCCUCAAGGUCUGUGAGAUCAACACCAACGAGAUGGCUUUCCUCGAGGCUGUCAACUGGAAACUCCACAUUGUUGACUCGGUAUGGGAGAAGUGGCAAGAAGUUGUCUUGAGGCACACUCCUACUCUUCCACCGCCAUCACCUGGCGCUCCCAUUCCCAACACUUGGAAAGACGUCAUCCCUGUCUUGACGCCUGAGUUGGACAUCAUCCAGGUGACUCGCAAGGCACCCAACACUCCUGUGCGUCCUCCUCUGAGGCCACAGCUGAACGCGUCGCCUUACCGCACUCCGUCGCUCGAUGGUUACGGAUCCCAGGAGAGCACACCAACUCCGUCGCGCUACCAAGUGCCUCGCUUCUUGGAGCCGAAGCCUGAUCUUCCUCACACUCCAUCGCUGCCAUCACUGGCUCGUUUGGGUCCUUUGCCGACACCGUCUUUGACGCCGCAAUCCAUUACCAGCAACACUCCUGCAGCGAGUGCCAUGGCUUUUGGAUCAUCGCGACGCACAUCAAUGUGCUCGGCAAUGCAACAGGCACAGUGCUCGUCAUUGGCGCGCACCUGUGUCGACCAGUUCAACCCAAGCGUCAGGAAUGGAUUAGAAGCGUAUCACUUCCCAACCCGACGACCUUCCCUGGCUCCCUCCAACUCAUCCCUAUCAUCCUCUCCAGAGUCAAUGAUCUCGGACAACUCGCGCACUUCUCGUGCUUCGUCAAUCUCGUCGGUCUCAUCUGCCGGCUGGGCGCCAACUCAAAAUCAGGCCAACUUGGCUCGAUUGGCGACCUGUCGCAGCGCGAGGCUUCCGUACCCUGUAUUGUCCAAGUGCAAAGAGCAGUACGAGUAUGCUCCAAGUGAGGCCAUGUCCUCACCUGAUCUGGACAGCUUCCAUAUUGAUGAUUCGGAUUCUUCGCCAGGCAAGGUUGAGAGCCCUGCGUUUGUCGCUCCUGCGAGUCGUAAGCGUGGAAGGUCUUCAGUCGACCUCCAGCAGAACGUGCGUCACUUGCUUCACAGCACUCGCUCCGCAUUCGACCUCCGUGCUCAGAAGCCUGUGCUCCCUGAUAGAUCAGUGUCACACUCAUUCGCCUUCUCAUCGCGCAGUGAACCCAAAGGGCUGCAGUCCCCCAAGAACACUGUUCCUUACUGCUCGCGUCUUCCCAUUCAGAAAGACUUUGGCAAGAAGCGAUCGUGCUGCAGUACUGAGGUUGCACAAGCCUUCCGCCCACAAGGUCCAGGCAUGUGGGCUGGCAUCCUCUAG
Alternaria burnsii is the source of this 2040-nucleotide messenger RNA. Its product is annotated as phosphoglycerate mutase family protein. The coding region runs from base 1 to 2040 and encodes 679 amino acids. The record is from RefSeq and is a predicted model, not a curated record. NCBI's taxonomy places the organism in Eukaryota, Fungi, Ascomycota, Dothideomycetes, Pleosporales, Pleosporaceae. Gene Ontology annotation, molecular function: protein kinase binding; cyclin-dependent protein serine/threonine kinase regulator activity. Gene Ontology annotation, cellular component: cyclin-dependent protein kinase holoenzyme complex; nucleus. The transcript has 2 exons. Gene Ontology annotation, biological process: regulation of cyclin-dependent protein serine/threonine kinase activity.